This is a messenger RNA of Periophthalmus magnuspinnatus, 1431 nucleotides long. It is a transcript of the gene pdha1a, whose product is annotated as pyruvate dehydrogenase E1 subunit alpha 1a. The transcript has 11 exons. Gene Ontology annotation, molecular function: pyruvate dehydrogenase (acetyl-transferring) activity. Bases 64 to 1236 code for a protein of 390 amino acids. Gene Ontology annotation, cellular component: intracellular membrane-bounded organelle. The record is from RefSeq and is a predicted model, not a curated record. Gene Ontology annotation, biological process: pyruvate decarboxylation to acetyl-CoA. Lineage: Eukaryota; Metazoa; Chordata; Actinopteri; Gobiiformes; Gobiidae.
GGCUGAACCGGAAGUGUGCGGUGGUGUCAGAAAAGGACGGGAGAGAGCAGGCUGAAGCUAAAGAUGCUGACCAAUAUCUCCAAUGUGCUCAGAGCCUGCGCCCAGAGGCAUGGCGCUGCGGCGGUCAUGUCAGCCCGCACCUACUCUGACUUCACCACUGAAGCAACAUUUGAAAUUAAGAAGUGUGACACAUUUAAGUUGGACGAGGCUCCUGCCACUCAGGUGGUGAUGACUCGAGAUGAGGGGCUGCAGUAUUAUCGCAUCAUGCAGACCAUGAGGCGCAUGGAGCUGAAAGCCGAUCAGCUGUACAAGCAGAAGAUCAUCAGAGGCUUCUGUCACUUAUAUGAUGGCCAGGAGGCCUGUGCAGUUGGUAUUGAAGCAGCCAUUAAUUUGUCUGACCACCUGAUUACUGCAUAUCGGGCCCAUGGUUACACCUAUACUCGAGGGGGAACUGUGAAGGAGAUCAUGGCUGAGCUCACUGGGAGAAGGGGAGGUAUAGCAAAGGGAAAAGGGGGUUCUAUGCACAUGUACACCAAACAUUUCUAUGGAGGAAAUGGAAUUGUUGGUGCUCAGGUUCCUUUGGGAGCAGGUGUGGCUUUGGCCUGCAAGUAUCAGGGCAAGAAUGAGCUGUGUGUCUGUCUCUAUGGUGAUGGAGCUGCUAACCAGGGUCAGAUUUUUGAAACCUACAACAUGGCUGCUCUUUGGAAACUUCCUGUCAUUUUUAUCUGUGAGAACAACAGAUAUGGUAUGGGAACAUCAGUAGAGCGUGCGGCUGCCAGCACAGACUACUAUAAGAGAGGAGAGUUCAUUCCUGGUCUCAGGAUUGAUGGUAUGGACGUCCUGUGUGUUCGGGAAGCAACACGAUUUGCAGCUGAUCACUGUCGAUCUGGAAAGGGUCCUAUACUUAUGGAGCUACAGACGUACCGCUACCAUGGACACAGCAUGAGUGAUCCUGGUGUGAGUUAUCGCACACGUGAGGAGAUCCAGGAAGUCCGCAGCAAGAGUGACCCUAUUUCUCUGCUGAAGGAUCGUAUGCUGAGCAAUAAUAUGGCUAGUGUAGAAGAGCUUAAGGAAAUAGACAUAGAAGUUAGAAAAGAAAUUGAAGAUGCUUCACAGUUUGCUACCACAGAUCCAGAACCGCCACUGGAAGAGCUGUGCAAUCACAUCUAUUCCAACAACCCAGCAAUCGAGGUGCGUGGAACCAACCCCUGGUCCAAGCUUAAAUCUGUCAGCUAAAAUGUUUGUUUCAUGUUACUUUUAUUGAGUCUUUGUAAUGAGGCCCCAGCUGUACAUUCGCACAAAUAUACUAUUGUAAUAUCUUGUGCCUAUCGCCUGGCACUUAACCAUCAGCAAGUCUUAUUUGUCUUUAUUAUAUCAAGCUUCAUAAGUGGAACACCCCUAAAAGUCAUGGCAUCUAACACAUUUUAUUCU